GUUCAAAAUAAAAUAAAAAAUUUUAAAUAUAUUAGUAUUGGUAUCUUCGCGAGUAUUGUGGUUUACAGUACUUCAAGAGUUACAGUGUUAGCAGCUGAAAAUGACUUGGAUAUUAAAAAAUUUAUGGCACAACCAAUUACUGAUAUUAAGGAAUUAAAGAAGAAAAAUGAUAUGAGAAAGAAAAUGGAAUUAUUAGUAAUGAAAACUCAAGCAGAUUUUUGUAAAGCUUUAGAGUCUUUAGAAGAUUCAGAUUAUCAUUUUAAAGUUGAUAGAUGGACUAGAAAGGAGGGGGGUGGAGGAAUUACUUGUGUUUUACAAGAUGGAGUUGUUUUUGAAAAAGCUGGUGUAAAUGUAUCUGUUGUUACUGGUACAUUGCCUCCAGGUGCAGUACAGCAAAUGAGAGCACGUGGAAAAAAAAUGCAAGAAGGAUCUGUACCAUUCUUUGCAGCUGGUGUAAGUGCUGUAAUUCAUCCACGUAAUCCCAUGAUUCCAACAAUACAUUUCAAUUAUCGUUACUUUGAAGUAGAAAAUCAAGAUGGUUCAAUUCAGUGGUGGUUUGGAGGUGGUACUGAUCUCACACCUUACUAUUUAAAUGAAGAUGAUGUAAAACAUUUUCAUAAUAGUUUAAAAGUUGCAUGUGAUGAACAUGAUCCUUCGUAUUACCCAAAAUAUAAAAAAUGGUGUGAUGAUUAUUUUUUUAUAGCACAUAGAGGAGAACGAAGAGGAGUAGGUGGUAUUUUUUUUGAUGAUAUUGACAGUCCAAACCAAGAAGAAGCGUUUGAAUUUGUAAAAUCAUGUGCAAAAGCUAUAAUUCCUUCUUACAUUCCAUUAGUUGAAAAACACAAAAAUGAUGCAUAUGGAUAUGCUGAAAGGCAGUGGCAGCUAUUACGUAGAGGAAGAUAUGUUGAAUUUAACUUAAUAUACGAUCGUGGCACAAAGUUUGGUUUAUAUACACCUGGUGCAAGAUAUGAAAGUAUAUUAAUGUCUUUGCCCUUAUCUGCAAAAUGGGAAUAUAUGCAUACACCAAAACCAGAUUCAAAAGAAGCAAAACUUAUUGAAGUAUUAAGAAAUCCUAAAGAUUGGCUAAACUAG
This is a messenger RNA of Habropoda laboriosa, 1092 nucleotides long. It is a transcript of the gene Coprox, whose product is annotated as oxygen-dependent coproporphyrinogen-III oxidase. Lineage: Eukaryota; Metazoa; Arthropoda; Insecta; Hymenoptera; Apidae. Gene Ontology annotation, cellular component: cytoplasm; mitochondrial intermembrane space. The transcript has a single exon. The record is from RefSeq and is a predicted model, not a curated record. Gene Ontology annotation, molecular function: coproporphyrinogen oxidase activity. The annotation marks the transcript as partial.